Dendronephthya gigantea is the source of this 3643-nucleotide messenger RNA. RefSeq names its product beta-alanine-activating enzyme-like. Gene Ontology annotation, molecular function: protein binding. NCBI's taxonomy places the organism in Eukaryota, Metazoa, Cnidaria, Anthozoa, Malacalcyonacea, Nephtheidae. The record is from RefSeq and is a predicted model, not a curated record. Bases 7 to 3270 code for a protein of 1087 amino acids. The transcript is spliced from 5 exons. Gene Ontology annotation, biological process: amino acid activation for nonribosomal peptide biosynthetic process.
GACAAAAUGAGUGACGGUUUUCAGCUUCACGAUUUGUUUUUUCGCUCGGCGAAAAACUUCCCUGAAUAUACAGCUGUAACAUUUUCUGGGGAAACAAUCGAAACAGUAACGUAUCGUGAACUCAGCGAGAGUGUUGAAAAUUUCAGUAGGUGUUUUAAAAAGAUCAUUUCAAAGAAUGAAGUCGUCGGAAUAUAUUGUCAUGAUUGUUUAAUCAUGCCCGCUCUUCUGGUGGCGCUAAUGGACGCAUCUGCCGCGUUUUUUCCUAUAUCAACUCAACUUCAACCUCUACAUGUUUUAAAAAGUUUAAGCGAUCGGUCAAUACGAUAUGUUUUGGUAGAGAACUCUUUACUUCAAGUUAUCUUAAAUCUGUGCAAACGAGAUAACACAGUAGGGAUUACACUGGAUUUUUUGGAAAGUGAUUUAAAAAACUUGUUACAAAAAGUUCAGUUCACCAUGCUAAAAGUGACCGACAAAAAUAAACCAUGUGUAGUAAAUUGGUCUAAACACCUUGCCUAUGUCAUGCAAACAUCUGGUACAACAGGUCACCCAAAAGCAGUAUUUGUGCCCCACUCAUGCAUUGUUCCGAAUAUAUUACACUUUAGCUCCAUAUUCGGUGUGACAUCCCAUGAUGUUGUUUAUCUGGCAUCACCCUAUACAUUUGACCCUUCGAUAGUACAAAUGUUCCUGGCAUUCAAUAACGGUGCCGAAUUGCUCAUUACCUCGGAGGAAAAAAAGCUAAUCCCUGAAAUAUUGUGUCAGACACUAUUUGAUCGUCAUCGGGUUACAGUUUUCCAGCCAACGCCAUCGCUACUCUAUUACAUCGGCGAAGAACUUGUCAGUUCAAAGUUGCUUUCGAAAAGCUCAACUCUUUCGGUCCUAGCUAUUGGAGGUGAGCCGUGUCCAUCUUUGUCAGAUUUGAGGAAGUGGAAACAUCCUGAAUGCAAAACAAGAUUGUUUAAUAUCUAUGGAAUCACGGAGGUCUCGAGCUGGGCAACGUACCAUCACAUUACUGACGAUGAACUUAGUGUAAAUGGCGAUGACGAUCAGAUUGGAUUAUCUAAUGUGUGCAAACUUGGAAAUCCUCUAUCACGGACCAAACUUGUGGUGUAUGACGAUAAUGGAGGUCUUGUCAAUGAAAAUGGUGUUGGUCACUUGUGGAUAGGUGGGAACGAUCGACAGUGUUUGCUGGAAUGCGAAGCAGAAGAAAACGUACCAGUCAUGAGGGAUAGUGGUGACAUUGUUCAAAUGAAGGAUAGCCAUAUGUGGUAUAUGGGACGUUCUAAUAACCAAAUCAAACGGUUUGGCCAGAAAAUUAAUUUAGAUUACAUCGAAAGAAUCAUUCGAGAAUACACAGAAGUUACUGCAUGUACACUUGUACUGGAGCCUGUCUCUACCCUCGGCACGCUUUUGCAUCUAUUUGUCGUCCCAAAGUUAUUCGAGAAAAGAACCUCGGAAGAGUUGGAGAAGUACAAGUUUGCAUUGUUAGAACGGAUUGGAGAAUUAUUACCAAAGGUAUCUCAACCUGAUCAUGUCCAUCUGGUUAGGAAAUUUCCCCUUACCAGCCAUGGAAAAGUUGACAAACGAGAGAUUUUACGACGUACCACAGAAUGUAAUCUACAGGGUAAAAAGAACCUGUCUGUGGUUGCAGUACUCUCUGAACUAUGGCUGAGCACCAUCGAUCACAACCUAGGCGGACGUUCAUUAGAUGAAGCAAACAAUUCGGCACAAGGGGAGAACGUUUUGACGAAGCCCUUGAGCCGUCCAUAUGUAGAACCAGGUGAUAUGUUUAUGCUCCAAGGUGGUAAUUCAUUGCUCGCUGUACAGCUUGCUGGACGAAUAGAAAAUUGGAUGCAUAACCACUGUAGUCACCCUGUUGAUUUAUCGAAAUUGUUCGAAACAAUCACGAACAAAAAUUUUGGAUUCCUUGUUAACUAUUUACAGACAGUGCUACAAUCUAGUGGCUUAGAAAAUUCUCAACCCAUUGCUGACGGGAAGCGUUCGCUGAAAGAAGACUUGCGACCCACCGCAAAGAUGUUGAAACGCGACUUGGACUUAACUAAUUCGGACAAGGCAACUUGUGCUUGUUUUGUGAAACGUGGCUCAGACGUCUUUGCAUGUGCACUCUGUGACACUCAUUCAGGGUGUUUUGUUUCUCUUCCUAAAACCACAUCUUUAUCUGCUGUUCAUGGAAUGACUAUGAAAUGGAGUGUUUAUCUGGAGAAAUGUGUUGAUGCAUCACCCCUUGUUGUGCCUUCUUGCCUUACUGGUGAAGGUACUGUGUUCAUUGGCUCGCACUCACAUCUUUUCCUGUCCGUGAUCCUCUCAAACGGGGAGGUUUUGUGGAGAACUCGUCUCGGAGAUAGGAUCGAAUCUUCAGGUUGCUUGUCUCUUUGUGGACAGCUUGUUGUUGUUGGCUGUUACGAUGGCAAGGUAUAUGCAUUAGCGAGAAACAAUGGGAAGAUAAUGUGGACAUAUCAAACGCACGAUGUUGUGAAAUCGUCGCCAUGCGUUGAUCUUAAAACUGGAUUAAUUUGGGUCGGUUCCCAUGAUGGACAUCUCUAUGGACUAGACGUAGAUCGUAAGAAAUGCCACAUGCGAGUGAAUUGCAGGGAAGGCUCCUGUUUUAGUUCCCCGGUUAUAUCCUAUCAUCCUCAUCAUGUCUACGUGGGGACACUCGCCGGUUAUUUCCUAUGCAUAGAUGCAGUUUCUGGUGACAUCAAGUGGCUUAAAAGGUUCAAAAAACCUAUAUUUUCCUCACUUUUGAUACAAGAGAAUAAGAUUUUCGUCGCAACCGUAAAUGGUUGUCUUAGAUGUUUAAAUCACGAUGGAGUCGACGUUUGGGAAUUCAACAUUGAUGCCUCGAUAUUCAGUUCACCACUUGGUAGUCGCAGACAGGAGAUUGAUUCAGUGAAUCACGAUGAUGUUAUUUUUGCUUCACAUGGCCAAAAGGUUUAUUGUAUUUCAUCCGAGGGUAAACGUAAAUGGUCAACUUCUGUCGACGGUCCUGUUUAUGCAACACCAUGCUUUACCUUUUAUAACUACGAUUCAAUUCUGCAGAAAAGCUCUUCGCCCGCUGCCUGUGUCCAUCACAAUAAUUGUGUGAUUGUUGUUACAACAAAAGGCACAGUCUACUUGAUGGCUGCUAGUGAUGGGAGAAUAUUUAACACGUUUACUCUCCCUGGCGAGAUAUUCUCGUCCCCUGUGAUAGUCGGUCGCGAUAUUGUGAUUGGUUGCAGAAAUGAUUAUUUGUACUGUCUAAAGGUAACCUGAUACUAAAGAAUAAGCACAACCUGGAAAACCAUGCAUACCUGAUCAAGACGUUAGUAUGCGUGCAAAGUGAAACUUGUUUCAUUGACAGAGGCUCGGGUUUUUUCCCCAUCAAUAAAAUCCUUCAAAGCCAUGAACUGUGUUUGUAGACAUGCGCAUGCAGUAUAUUUCAAAACUUCGAAAGAUUUAUUAAAUGUCUAACUAAACCAUAUCUUAUUACUUCCAUAUAUAUGUCACAAAUGUAGCUGAAGUAUUUAUUGUCUGUUGAAUAAUAUAUCAAUGUACCAAAGCUAUAGCACUAAAUAGAGAUUUUUAUCACCUGAUGGUAAAAUAUUUUCCUGAGGGGUGUAAUAUCUAAAAGGAUGUACGAGAGCUA